AUGCAUACGGCCUGGGCACGUGCUAAUGCGAUAUUUGCGUUUGUUCUUUCUGUCUUAUCAGCCUUAACGUUUUGCGUUUUCGUGUCCACUGUUUGGUUACCGAACUCGGCACCAGUUACUUUAUCAGCGAGUAAUAUUCGCGUGAAGAAUUUCGUAGAUUAUGCCUCAGAGGGUUCACGAAGUGAUGUAGUAAUGGCAGACCUGAAGAUAAAAGUUGAUGUUGCUCCCAUAUUUAAUUGGAAUGUUAAAGAGAUCUUUUUAUUCCUUGUAGCAGAGUACAGUACACCAAAAGCACCUCUUAAUCAGAUUGUACUUUGGGAUAAAAUCUUGAGACGUGGCGACUGGUCGGCAAUACACGAAGAGAGCAUUACACCAAAAUACUACUUUAUGGAUGAUGGUACCAAUCUACUAAAUCACAAAAAUGUAACUCUUGUACUGAGAUGGAAUGUGGUACCGAAUGCAGGUUAUCUGGCAAUUGCACAAGGUGAAGGACAAUAUCGGGUCGAAUUUCCAUCCAGUUAUUACAGUGGUCGAUUUUAG
Molecule: messenger RNA, 540 nt
Organism: Brugia malayi
Lineage: Eukaryota; Metazoa; Nematoda; Chromadorea; Rhabditida; Onchocercidae
Product: Signal peptidase subunit family protein
Exons: 3
Coding region: 1-540 (179 amino acids)
Biological process (GO): protein targeting to ER
Cellular component (GO): membrane; signal peptidase complex
Source: RefSeq, a predicted model, not a curated record